AUGUCUACAGAGGCUUCAUCACAAACCAAGGCCAAUGGUACCCCUGUCAAGGCACCACAAUUCGCCCUGUCCUCUCGGAUGGCCACCGGUCGAGCCAUGUCUCUCGAUGUGUGGUCCGUUUUCAAGUACGGUACUUCCUGUUGGUCUUGUUUAGUUAUGCUAACAGAGCUCGUUAAUAGCGCAGCGAACCUUCCCGAGGACUGUAUAAACCUGGGACAAGGUUACAUGAACUUCGCUCCGCCUCAAUGGGUAAAGGAUGCUGCAGACGCCGCACUGAACACUGUGGCCGGAAAUCAUUAUUCUCAUCCUAAAGGGCGCAUUCGUCUUCGUGAAGCGGUCCGUGACUUCUAUUCCAAAGAGUUUAAUCGCACUUUGGAUGUGGAGAACGAGAUUUUGAUCUCAAGUGGCGCAAAUGAAGGGCAGUACUCCGUAUGGGUGGCUUGGCUAGAACCCGGAGAUGAGGUGAUCCUCUUUGAGCCUUACUUUGACCAAUACCUCCCAUCCAUUACAUUCAAUCACGGUGUACCUGUCUACGUUCCUCUGCACCCUCCACCAGACUUUAAGAAUAAUCCAACAUCGGAUGAGUGGAAGAUUGAUUUUGACGAGCUUCGCCGGGCGAUCACUCCCAAGACAAAGAUGAUCGUUGUCAACACGCCACACAAUCCGAUUGGAAAGGUGUUUACGGAAGAAGAACUCCAGAAGAUCGCCGAUUUAGCAAUCGAACACAACCUGAUUGUUAUGUCUGAUGAAGUGUACGACUCUCUCCUCUUUGAUGGUAGACCACAUGUGCGGAUCGCCAAUCUCCCGGGCAUGUGGGAGCGAACCAUCACCGUCGGCUCGGCUGGCAAGUCCUUCGCAUGCACAGGGUGGCGUGUUGGAUGGCUCAUUGGUCCACAAUCACUUAUCGGCCCUACACUUGCUGCCCAGACCCGUAUCGUCUUCUGCACCAACUCUCCCCUACAGGAAGCUGCGGCCUGUGGCCUCGAACAGGCUGAGCAGAGGGGAUACUUUAAGAAACAGAUUGAAGAGUACACCGAAAGAAGGGACGUACUUGUCAAGUACUUUGAUGAACUAGGUCUCAAUUAUUCGUUACCGUACGGAAGUUACUUCAUCCUUGUGGAUGUCAGCAAAGUUGAGAUACCAGAGGAUUAUCCUUUCCCCAGCACAAUAAUUGGGCGGGGUAGAGACUUCUAG
Molecule: messenger RNA, 1194 nt
Organism: Acaulospora colombiana
Lineage: Eukaryota; Fungi; Glomeromycota; Glomeromycetes; Diversisporales; Acaulosporaceae
Source: the annotation of a GenBank genome assembly